Molecule: messenger RNA, 1264 nt
Organism: Puntigrus tetrazona (Sumatra barb)
Lineage: Eukaryota; Metazoa; Chordata; Actinopteri; Cypriniformes; Cyprinidae
Gene: epob
Product: erythropoietin b
Exons: 4
Coding region: 98-739 (213 amino acids)
Biological process (GO): nucleate erythrocyte development
Cellular component (GO): extracellular region
Molecular function (GO): hormone activity; erythropoietin receptor binding; cytokine activity
Source: RefSeq, a predicted model, not a curated record
UUGAGCUCAAAUCUGCGCGGUCUGCAGCAAACGUGGGGCGCAAAAAGGAACAAAACCCAUUUAAGAACAUUAUGCACAGUAAAAAUGCACCUUGCGAAUGCAAACGUUUCCAGGUUUGGUGUCAGUUUUGGUAGUGUUUGUGUGGCUGGGUGGAAACCAGGUCUCCCCUCUCAGACCUAUCUGUGACCUGAGGGUUCUGGACCACUUUGUACGAGAAGCCCGAGAUUCUGAGGUCAUCAUGGUGAGGUCUCUAUGUGCUUCACACAGAAUGUCAGGUUAUUUUCAAAACCAUCACCUCAUCUGUUUUUUUCCCCCCUCUCAGCGUGGUUGCAGAGGUGGCUGCGGAGAGAUGAAAUCCUAUUUAGUUCCUCUGACUAGUGUUGACUUUGCUGUUUGGGAGCAUGUAGAUGUUCACAGGCAGGCUGUGGAGGUCCAGACUGGUCUGUCUCUGCUCGAUCAGGCCCUGAGUAAUGCAAUAAAAACAGUGAGCAACUCUCCUUUGGCCAGCGCACUGGAAAACAACAUCAGUAACAUUCACAGCCUCGGCCAGAUCCUUCACAGUCUUGAUUUACAGCAGGCCAGGUCCACAGUUCUUCCAGAUGAUUCAGCUCCUGCCAGCACACAGACGCAGGAGGUCUCCUCUCUCCCAGAACUUCUGCAGGUGCAGAGCAGUUUCCUGCGAGGGAAAGUCAGACUCCUGCUUUCAGCUGCACCAGCCUGCCAACGGCAAAACAGCUGAUGCGAGCUCAGAGGAGCUCGGGAGCUGUUUACAGCAGUCACACAUACACAACAAACCCGGACAAGAACACUUGAUUGUGACUCGUUAAAACCUUAAAGAGCUUAUGCGCUCCAGGUGUCGCUCUUCAAAUGGUCUUCUGCAUUCGAAAGCCCGCAGUCAUGUUUCUAAAGUAUGCAUCAUGCGGUGGGAGAAGCAAAACUGCAGUGACACCUUGACUUAUUCAACAAGGCGAACGUGGCACAAGAUCCAGCAGAGGAACAUUUCAGAGCCCAUAAGUGGACUCGAAGGGUUAUAUCAGUGUGGCGAACAGCUUGUCUGGCUGCAUCCAGCCACCUGGACUACAGUACAUCUGAGACUUUUAUUUAAUUAUAUUUGUACGUUCCGUUUUCUACAAAUCCAUGAAUUGUGCUGCUAUUGGUUCACUUUUUAGUGGGCAGUGUACGAUCUCUACGGUGUGUGCGUUUUAGGGCAGGAUCAAAGGUCUUUUUUUGAGGGUUCAGCAGGGUUUGCCUUGUGGACACAAUG